AUGAAUUUUAAUGGGAUGUUUGGAGGCGAAGUGGAAGAGUCAGAUGAGAACAGCUCAGAUGGAUAUUGUGGCCGUUAUUACACGAGUGACGACGAAGGUGAGGAGGAUGAAGGUGGUGAGGACUGCGGUGGUGAGGAAGGUGACCCAACAGGGGAUGGUGGGAAAAUUUGGCCAGUUGUCGCAGAGGAUUUCCUAGGCAGAGAGUUUGUUGGGGAGGAAGAUGUCUACCUUGUGUACAAGGAGUUUGCUAGGACGAGGGGUUUUGGGGUCCGCAAGGGAGAUGUGGGGCGUGUUGACGGGGUUUUGGUCAAGAGAGACUUUUUCUGCCACCGACAAGGCACAAGACAUCCUAAGCACUAUGACCGUCCUGAGCGAGUUAGGGAGGAGAGGUUGGAGAGUCGAACCGACUGCAAGGCGAAGUUGAAGAUUUACUAUGAUGUGCAACGCAGUGUGUGGAAGGUCAGGACCAUCUUCGAUGAGCACAACCACGAGCUUACUCCGGCCAUGUUUUCCCACCUUUUGCCUAGCCAUCGCAAGAUGAGUAACGGUGACAAAGCGCAAGUUGAUAGCAUGAAGAAGUUUGGGAUACCAACCUCGAAGGUAAUGGCUUACAUGACUGGUCAAUCUGGAGGGUAUGAAAUGCUGCGAUUUACAAAGCGUGAUUUGUAUAAUUACGUACACGGGCAAAGGCUAGCCCGAAUCAAUGAUGGUGAUGCUGCAGCAACAAUCAGUUACUAG
This is a messenger RNA of Arachis duranensis, 738 nucleotides long. Its product is annotated as protein FAR1-RELATED SEQUENCE 5-like. The record is from RefSeq and is a predicted model, not a curated record. NCBI's taxonomy places the organism in Eukaryota, Viridiplantae, Streptophyta, Magnoliopsida, Fabales, Fabaceae. The transcript has 2 exons. The coding region runs from base 1 to 738 and encodes 245 amino acids.